AUGGAACCGAGACGGAAAACAUCGGAAACCCAUACAAACCAGCCGGUUCCAUGUCGGAAAGCAACUGGAAAGCAACGGAACUUUACCGGUUCUUUGGCGCCGUAUUCCGGCCGGACUUCAUGCGGAACUUUCCGAUCUGUUCCAAUCAUUCCCGCCAGUCAGAGUCGCUAUCAUUAUGUCGUAUUCCUACCAGCGGAUCCUCAUGCAAUCAUAAAUGACUACUUGCUACCCGUUCCAGCCGUAGCCUUUGGCCGGAUUCACACUGUUCCUUAG
This is a messenger RNA of Adineta ricciae, 273 nucleotides long. Lineage: Eukaryota; Metazoa; Rotifera; Eurotatoria; Adinetida; Adinetidae. The record is from the annotation of a GenBank genome assembly.